This is a messenger RNA of Capsella rubella, 418 nucleotides long. RefSeq lists its product as uncharacterized. Bases 144 to 362 code for a protein of 72 amino acids. Lineage: Eukaryota; Viridiplantae; Streptophyta; Magnoliopsida; Brassicales; Brassicaceae. The transcript has a single exon. The record is from RefSeq and is a predicted model, not a curated record.
ACCUUAAAUUCCAAAACAUCAACACUAACCUUUCACCUAAUUCUUUCUUUUACGUUUAUCAACUCUCUUUUGUCUCUAGUUGCAUCAUCUUUUCACAUAUUACCACUAUAGUUUUAUAUAAUUUUCUUGUGAACUUUUCCAACAUGUCGCUAGACGGAUCGGGACUAGGAGGGAUGGCUAUGGCGGAGGCUUACACGGCGAGGAAGUUCCACAGAGAGAACAUGAAGAGUAUUACCACAAACGCGGUUACAACCGCCGGUGGAAUCGAAGAGAACGGUGGAGGUUCCGGCCGGUGGUUCUUUGGGAAGCUGAGCACCAAGAAAAACUCUGCUAAAGUUUGUGAUCUUAUGAUUACUGAAUAAUAUAUAUAUCAAUCAAUUUAAAUAAGGAAUAAAAAGUUCGAAUUUUCCGUUUGUUA